AUGUACACGUCGUUCCUUCCCCAUGCAGUCGAUCGACCGCAUCGUGCAGAAAGACUCGUGCCCGGAGAAGUGGUCUGGCUGAGAGACUGCAUCGAGAUCGACUGGAAGAACCCAUGGGAGCAGACAAUGGCCACGCCAAGCGUGUCGCCUGCCAAGAGCUCCUCGGUGGCGUCAUCUCAACGCGAGAAUGAACACCUGCGGAAACGUGUCCGCCUACAAGUCCAGACCAGACCAGCUACGACGUCCUCGCGAGACGCCCGCCUCGAACUACUACGGGCGUCCGUCGCUACGGCAGAGCAGACAUACCUCGGUCAAGUGUCCAAGAUGGCGAAGGAGCUCAAGGAGCUCGGCGAGGACUUCAACCGUCACAUGACCGCCCUCAAAGAGGAGCUCAAGAAGGUGCAAGACGAGCCUGUCCAGUGA
Molecule: messenger RNA, 423 nt
Organism: Cutaneotrichosporon cavernicola
Lineage: Eukaryota; Fungi; Basidiomycota; Tremellomycetes; Trichosporonales; Trichosporonaceae
Exons: 1
Coding region: 1-423 (140 amino acids)
Source: RefSeq, a predicted model, not a curated record